Capsella rubella is the source of this 3044-nucleotide messenger RNA. RefSeq names its product WD repeat-containing protein 44. Lineage: Eukaryota; Viridiplantae; Streptophyta; Magnoliopsida; Brassicales; Brassicaceae. The transcript is spliced from 7 exons. Gene Ontology annotation, molecular function: protein binding. The record is from RefSeq and is a predicted model, not a curated record. Bases 263 to 2857 code for a protein of 864 amino acids.
CGUUCUCUCUCCUCUCCCCCCCCCCAUUAAUCCGAUCUGACUCUCUCUUACUCCAUUGGCGAACUUCGUUUUUUGAUUCCUCGAAAACCCUAAUUCCCUCUCUACUCUCGAAGAACCUCGCUCAUAUUCAAAAUCUGAUUCGUCCUCUCUCGAAGACUGUUGCCUACAGAGAAGGAGAGGUUAAGAGGCGGCAUUGUUCAUCUCUCUCUCUCUCUCUCUCUCUGAUGAGAAUAACUUUGCUUCAGUCUUGAGGUGGGAGAAGAUGAUGAAGAUGAUGAUGAUGAACAGACGAAGCAACGUCGUCAGAUUUGAAAGGAAGGAAGAAGACCAAGAAGAAGAAGAAGAAGAUAACAAUGACGAUUGUUUCUACGAAUCUCUCGAUCGUGUUUUAUCUUCUUGCUCUUGUUCUACUUCUAACUCUGAUUACGACUCUGAUCCCAAUAUCUCUGAUUCGAUCCACGAUCCGAGUCCAUUUCCUGUUCCUGUGUUCCCUACGGGAAGCUCUGGGUUCGAGCUGUGGAAAUCUGAGCCUGAAUCUGUGUCGGAGAGGCGAAUCAGGUUGUUGCGUGGAUUGGGGCUUAGUAACGAGCCGGAUCUACCUCCGGCGAGUCAGCUCCGGUCUAGAAGUCGGAGGAAAGGGAUUUGCAGUUCGCAUUUCGCUAGAUCGGUUCCCUCUGAUGUUUUGGUUUCUAAACAUCAAGGUAAAUGCGUGCUGAGAUCAGAUGUGGCUGCUACUGACAAUGUCGAUCUUGGUAAGGCUCGUCAGUUUACUGGAUCUCAGUGUUCUUGUUCUUCUCCUGUAAAUAUGGUUAAUGAUGAUCUUACUGGCAAGUCUCGUAUGCGAAAUGAUGGUAGCAAUGGUGUUGGUUUUAUAAGCAAAGAGCCUAUGGGAAGAUCUCUUAGGGACAUUGUAGAGAACGAGAGUUUGAGUAAUUUAUCUCAUGGGAAUGGUAGAGAUGUUCUUUUAGACGAGCAAAUGUGUACCAUUAGGAAUCUAGAUACUGGCAAAGAGUUUGUGGUGAAUGAGGUCCGAGAAGAUGGGAUGUUGGAGAAGUUGAAAGAGGUUGGUACAGAUCGGCAAUUGACUCUUGAGGAGUUUGAGAUGUGUGUUGGGACAUCCCCGAUUGUUCUUGAGCUGAUGAGGAGGCAGAAUGUUGAAGAUGUUUGUAAAGACUCUGUGGAUUUGGAUACUAAUGUUAGUGGAAGCAGAGUAACUAAGCAUAGACGGAGAGGGAGUUGGUUAAAGAGUAUAAAGAAUGUUGCUAGUAGUGUGACUGGGUAUAAAGAGCGACGAAGCACCGAUGAUAGGGAUUCGCCGUCCGAGAGAGGUGGUCAGAGGUUUAGCUCUGCUACUGAUGAUAGCCGAGAUACGUCCUUUCAUGACCCUGAGAGAGUUAAGGUUAGGCAGUAUGGAAAGUCAUGUAAAGAGCUCACAGCACUUUUCAAGAGCCAAGAGAUUCAAGCUCAUAAAGGGUCGAUAUGGAGCAUUAAGUUCAGUUUGGAUGGGAGGUAUCUUGCUAGUGCUGGUGAGGAUUGUGUUAUUCAGAUCUGGAAAGUUGUUGAGUCAGAAAGAAAAGGGGAACUCUUGUCCAUUGAUAAACAAGAAGAUGGGAGCAUAAAUUUGUUUCUUUUAGCAAAUGGGUCACCAGAACCAAUUUCAAUGUCUCCAAAGAGAAGAGGGAGAACAUCAUUUAGCCGAAAAUCAGUGAGCUUGGACAAUGUUCUUGUUCCAGAGGCAGUCUUUGGUCUUUCAGAGAAACCCGUUUGUUCAUUUGUUGGUCAUUUGGAUGACGUACUUGACCUUUCAUGGUCUAAAUCUCAGCACCUGCUUUCCUCUUCUAUGGACAAGACUGUUCGUUUAUGGGACUUAUCCACCAAGACAUGUUUGAAAGUCUUCUCGCACAGUGACUACGUGACUUGCAUCCAGUUUAAUCCUGUGGAUGACAAUUACUUCAUCAGCGGAUCGCUGGAUGCGAAAGUUCGAAUAUGGAGCAUUCCUGAUCAUCAGGUUGUUGAUUGGAAUGAUCUUCAUGAGAUGGUCACAGCUGCCUGCUAUACACCGGAUGGGCAGGGUGCAUUGGUUGGUUCAUACAAAGGAACUUGUUGCUUAUACAACACACAUGAUAACAAACUGCAGCAGAGACGCGAAAUCAAUCUGAAGAACAGGAAAAAGAAAACCCAUCACAAGAAAAUCACUGGUUUUCAGUUUGUGGCGGGAAGUUCAUCAGAAGUGCUCGUCACAUCUGCAGAUUCACGUACACGGGUUGUUGAUGGUGUUGACCUUGUUCACAAAUUUAAAGGAUUUCGCAACACUAAUAGCCAAAUAUCAGCUUCGCUUACAUCAAACGGGAAAUUCUUAGUCUCAGCAAGCGAAGACUCUAAUGUGUAUGUAUGGAAUUACGACUCAGACUCUCGAGCUGGAAGAAGCAAACGUGUUACAGUCACAAACUCAUACGAACACUUUUAUUGUCGAGACGUCUCUGUGGCUGCACCUUGGCCAGGCAAAAUUAGUAACAACCAAAGCAGCAACAUCCCCGAGCAGGCACCCUUCACAGCCAAUAACCCUCCUACACCUGUUAACGAUCCAACCAACAACAAAACCGUCACAAACGGUAUCAUUUCAAGCGCCACAAACCGAUACUUCUUCGAUAGAAUCUCAGCGACAUGGCCUGAGGAGAAACUCAUGCUAGCUGCAAAGAACAGAGCCCGGACUAGCCCUCGUGUGAGCGUGGACAUGUCAAACGGACAGGUUAACACAAAACCGAGUGCCUCAGCUUGGUCUAUGGUGAUAGUGACUGGCGGUUUGCGAGGCGAAAUCAGAACAUUUCAGAAUUUUGGAUUACCGGUUCGUCUAUGAGGCUAGAGGAGAGAGAGCUUUACAAAAAUCAAAAAAAGCCCAAGGCAAAUUGAAUUUCACGUAGUAACACCAUCUCCUCCUGUCAAAUGUGUAUAGAUUGAGACAAGGUUGGUUGGUUCGUCCACGCUGACUUCUUUUUCUUUUUUUCUUACCACGCUUCCUUUAUUUAUUUUUCUUAUUUGUUAUC